This is a messenger RNA of Ceratina calcarata, 2250 nucleotides long. It is a transcript of the gene Nmd3, whose product is annotated as 60S ribosomal export protein NMD3. The record is from RefSeq and is a predicted model, not a curated record. NCBI's taxonomy places the organism in Eukaryota, Metazoa, Arthropoda, Insecta, Hymenoptera, Apidae. Gene Ontology annotation, biological process: ribosomal large subunit export from nucleus. Gene Ontology annotation, cellular component: cytoplasm; nucleus. Bases 412 to 1923 code for a protein of 503 amino acids. The transcript has 12 exons. Gene Ontology annotation, molecular function: ribosomal large subunit binding.
UUUCGCCUUCUCUCUCUAUUGAGUCGAAGUUAAGCCGAACUCAAAGCACACGGAUACAAUGCAAUAAUGUGCGUAAGUGGAGGGGCUGAUUUUCGGUGGCUCCCGUCACAGUAUACUGUGCUGAUUGUGCUUCCGUCCUCAAUCUGGCAUCUUUGAGUUCAUGUCGUGAUGAACGUAAGCAACAUUUGUGAAGUUAGCCGAUAUCAGUCUUGGAUAUUUCGAUUCAUACAAAUCCAUAUCCAAAUUUCAAGAGACGAUUGUACCUCAAGUCUGAAGUUUAAUAAUUUACAUUUACACGUGGUCAGAAGUCAGAAUUAAAUGAUAUUUGCAUUAUUUAUCACACAUUUCUAACUUUAUUCAAGUGAGCUGAGAUAUUUCUAAAAUAUUGAAGACGAGAGAACAUUAUAAACGAUGGAGACGUUAACUGAACCUGUUCGUCAAGAGGCAAUGAUAUUAUGUUGUAUGUGCGGUGUUAGCAUUGAACCGAAUCCAACAAAUAUGUGUGUUGCAUGUUUGCGCACACAAGUUGACGUUACUGAAAAUAUUCCAAAACAAGCCACAAUUCAGUUUUGCAGAAGCUGCGAAAGAUAUUUGCAACCACCUGCAGAGUGGAUUCAUGCAGCAUUGGAAUCCAGAGAAUUGUUAACGUUAUGCUUGAAAAAAUUGAAAAGUUUAAACAGAGUGAAAUUAAUUGAUGCAGGAUUCGUUUGGACAGAGCCACACUCUAUGAGACUAAAGGUAAAAUUGACAGUGCAAGCUGAAGUAAUGGGUGGUGCAGUCUUGCAACAAGUAUUCAUAGUUGAAUACAUAGUAAACCAUCAGAUGUGUGAUGAUUGCCAUAGAAUAGAAGCAAAAGAUUACUGGCGUGCCUUGGUACAAGUACGGCAAAAGGCUACAAACAAGAAAACGUUUUAUUAUCUAGAGCAACUAAUCCUAAAAUACAAAGCACAUGAACAAACUUUAGGCAUAAAACCUGUUCAUGAGGGUUUAGAUUUCUUUUUUGCAAAUGAAGCAACCGCUCGAAAGCUGGUCGACUUUCUUUCAAGCGUGAUUCCUUGCCGUUACGAUCAUUCUAAAAAAUUGUUAUCACAUGAUAUUCAUAGCAAUAUCUACAAUUAUAAAUUUACAUACAGCGUGGAAAUUGUACCGAUAUCGAGGGAUAGUGUGGUAUGCCUCCCAAGGAAACUGAGUCAUCAAUUAGGAGGAAUAAAUCCUAUUUGUUUAGUGUACAAAAUUACAAAUUCUGUACAUUUAAUAGAUGUAGCAAGUGGACAAAUCGCAGAAUUUAAUGCUACUGUUUAUUGGCGACAUGCUUUUAAUAGCAUCUGUGAUCCAAAACAGCUGGUAGAAUACACAGUAAUGGAUAUUGAACCGAUUAAAUCCAAGGAUAGGAGAUUUUUUCCUGGGCAAGGAACCAUUUCAGAAAAACAUGUAAUAGCGGACGUGUGGUUGGUUCGAAGUUGUGAUUUGGGAAUAAAUGAUAACUUGAUCCACACCCGCACUCAUCUUGGCCACGUGUUAAAACCUGGUGAUACUGCAUUGGGGUAUGCUCUAAGCGAGAGCAAUAUCAACGACGACAAUUUCGAAACACUGAACAAAGAUCUCGUACCAGAUGUGAUCCUAACAAAGAAAAGUUAUGCGCACGACGUAGUAGCGCGACGCAGAAUGCGUGCUUGGAAGUUGAAACACAUGUUAGAAGAUAAGGAAAGCAUGGUCACAGAAAAUAACGACUAUUACGAAUUUUUGGAGGACCUUGAAGAAAAUCCGGAAAUGAGACAAAACAUUAAUAUUUUCAGAGACAGUAGAAAAGUAAUUCCAGUAGAUACUAAUGAACUUUCUGAUCCAAGUUGUCCGCAAAUCACUCUUGAAGAAAUGCUUGACGAUCUCGUCAUUGAUGAUGUACAAGUACCUCAAGUUUUGUAAUACAUUGUUCGUAUAAAAAUACAAGAUAAUUGAAUGUAAUGAAAAAAUUCUAAUUACUAUAUUUCCUUUUAGUUCUUUCUAAAUUUUAGUGCAAUAUAACUACUUUGAUAUGAUGACAAAUUAAUUAUUAUCUGUUUAAUACUAGAAUUAGUUACGUAUCUCUUUAUCAAAGCAUCGCUCGUCUACAUGUCGCAACAAGUGCAUAUCGAAAUACAAACAAGAUAAAUGAGGAUAUCUCUUUAUGAUCUCUUAAUUAUAAAAUCUGAACAAUAGUAGUAUAAAGAUAAAUCUUUAAAUUUAUAAGUUUGUUCAUAAAUACUGUUCAUA